Molecule: messenger RNA, 348 nt
Organism: Belonocnema kinseyi
Lineage: Eukaryota; Metazoa; Arthropoda; Insecta; Hymenoptera; Cynipidae
Exons: 1
Coding region: 1-348 (115 amino acids)
Molecular function (GO): nucleic acid binding
Source: RefSeq, a predicted model, not a curated record
AUGCUGGACCGAUUCAAGUACAACGGUACCACUUUCCAAGGCGCUGCUCGAGAGCUUCGAGAAAUGUUUGCUGCCGCCUCCAAAUUCUAUGGUGAAGUGGCAGCGAUACUUGCCAAUAAAGGGACCGACUGGACGUUCAUUCCACCAAACACGCCUCAUUGUGGGGGAUUGUGGGAGGCUGGAGUAAAAUCUAACAAACAUCAUUUAAAAAGGGUGAUAGGAGACCACAAGCUCACAUUUGAGGAAUUAUCCACAGUAUUAGUGGAAAUAGAGGCCUGUUUGAACUCUCGCCCAUUAUAUCCCCUCACUAACGAAGUGGACGACUUGACUGCUCUCACUCCAGCUUAA